Xenopus laevis (African clawed frog) is the source of this 1937-nucleotide messenger RNA. RefSeq lists its product as uncharacterized. The record is from RefSeq and is a predicted model, not a curated record. Bases 52 to 1020 code for a protein of 322 amino acids. The transcript is spliced from 2 exons. Lineage: Eukaryota; Metazoa; Chordata; Amphibia; Anura; Pipidae.
AGCAACCCGGAACAAAUAAUCAUUAACAUCUCAGGACACCAACUGUCUGACAUGGAGGUAAGAGUUUUAUCUAAGGGGCUCACAUUUGUUCCGACCAACAGGGGACGUAUAUUUGAGACCAUGGUCGACAACUUUAAAUUCACACGUAGGCUCAGACUGAAAGAGCAUUUUGCAGCAUCAGACAAUAAGCAGUCACAGAUGGAAGGGAAUACUGGGCGUAACAAGUUCAAAUUGAAAGGCAAUUUUGAUCCCAUCACUAAUAAUGUUUCUCUCAAAGCCUUUACCAGGGUUAUCAAUGACCAGACACAAAAAGCAACGCAACAGGUCAAGUUUAGAGAUAACUUAUCCAAGGAUGAGAGAAAAGCACUGAAGGAUCUGUGCGAUAAUAAGGACAUUAUUAUUAAGUCUGCUGAUAAAGGCGGAGCAGUAGUUGUGUUGGACUAUGCUUAUUAUCGCCAGGAGAUUUUACAGCAAUUGUCUGAUGCCUCAUGUUAUCAACCAGUAAUGUUUGACCCCACCUCCAAAUUUCAAUUACAGUUAAAAAAACUUCUGGACAUGGCAGUGACGCACGGAUGGAUCCUGGAGGAAACGAGAGACUAUCUUUAUGUGGAACACCCGCACUGGCCUUUGGUCAGCACCGACCCUGACAUGUCGAAACUCGUGAACAAGAAGCUCCGUUUUGGCUUUAAACGCAAUAGAAACUUGAGGGAACUACUGACACCUGCAGACCCGGCUAAGAAGUAUGUACAAUCAACAGGAGGCAUUACGUUAAAACCUGGAGUUUUUAAAUGUAAUAACUGUGUGAUGUGCAACACAUUAAUACUUGGGGAUCAAUUUUUUAAUCCACACAGUGGGAAAGCGUACCACAUAAAACAUAGAUUAACCUGUCGAUCACAAAAUGUGAUAUAUAUCAUAAAAUGCCCGUGUGGCCUGCUUUACUGCGGCAAGACCAUGAGACAACUAAGGGACAGAAUUAGUAUGCAUAGGUCAACGAUACGGGCGGCAUUAGAUACUAACUAGGUGAAAGGUGAAACAGGACAUAUCCAAACAACCCAUUGCCCAACAUUGGUUUAAAGCGAAUCACCCCAUAUCUACAUUUAAAUGCAUGCCCAUUGAUAUGGUAAAAAGCCCACGGAGGGGUGGUGAUAUUGACCGGAUCUUACUACAAAAGGAAGCAUUCUGGACAUUUGAACUAGGGUGUGUUGCUCCAAAAGGGCUAAAUUCUACCCUCCAAUUAAAUAGUUUUUUGGAUAAGAGAUAGUCUUGAUGUGUAUUUGAAAAAAGAAAAUAGGAAACAAUAUAGCAAUCACUUUGCUCGUUCUAACCUCUGCUAGGACUUGAAACAUUGUCUAGAUACGUAUUAUAUGUUGCAAGCUAAUAGUUAAUAUGAAUAUUGGUUACAGAUGUAACAUAGCAACAGUUUUUGAUUUUUUUACUAACUAGACAUGGGUUAGAAGUACACAUGGUUUGUAAUAACCUGCAAGUGCCGUUACAAUAUGUUUUUAGAGAUUUUAAGCUUUUUUAGCCUAAUCACUAUUUGAGCACGCAGCACUUUAAUGCACUAGUGCUUUAGGCACAAUGUAUUUUAUUAAACUGGAAGUUGUUUUAAUCAUUGUUUUAAGAUGAUUCACUGCUGCUAUUUAUAAGGCCAUAAAGAGUUAACUUUGCACAAGCCAAUGCAGGCACAGUCACGUGAUGUGGGUGGAGGGUAUUUAAAUGGUUUUCUAUGUAUGUAAUAUCACCUUGAUAAAGGUCCCAAGAGGGACCGAAACGUCGGUUGUACAUACUAAUGUGACAAUACAAGUUUUUUUUCACUGCAAAGACCCCUGGUGCUGGUUUUUUGUUCGUUUUGUAUCAAUAUUCUACUCCGGGCACAGGGGCAGCUACGAGGUAGCUUUAACUGAAGGUGGGAGCUGUCCUGUUCUACAUGUAUAUAU